Molecule: messenger RNA, 2895 nt
Organism: Dioscorea cayenensis subsp. rotundata (Guinea yam)
Lineage: Eukaryota; Viridiplantae; Streptophyta; Magnoliopsida; Dioscoreales; Dioscoreaceae
Exons: 4
Coding region: 1-2895 (964 amino acids)
Source: RefSeq, a predicted model, not a curated record
AUGGAUGAAUUGUUAAGGGAAGCUUUUAAUAUGCAUCAAGUUGAUCAAGAGACUUCGGAUCCUAAUAUCUGUGACAUUGAUGUUGAUGUGAAUGUCGUGGAUGGAACCUACAGGGGGGUAGAUGAAGAACAACCUUCAGAUGACGCUGCAAAGUUUUACAAGUUGUUGAAAGAAAUGAAUGAAAACCUUUAUGAGGGCUCAAAGAAUUCAAGAUUGUACUUCUGUAUUCGCCUGUUUCAUCUGAAAUGCAUGUGUGGGAUGACUGGAAAAUGGCUCGAUCUGUUGAUUGAAUUUCUACAAGAAUUUUUUCCCUUAGCUGUUAUUCCUAGAAGUAGUCAUGAGUCGAAGAAAGUAAUCAAGGAUUUGGGUCUUGGGUAUGAAAAAAUUCAUAUUUGCCCUAAUUACUGCAUGCUAUAUUGGGAGCAUAACGAACAUCAACAAUCUUGUCAUGUGUGCGAGUGUUCUCACUGGGUGUCGAAUGAUCCCAAACAUCCUUCGGAUGAUGAUGGUGAUAUCGUUCAUAAGAGGCAUGCAAAGGUUUUACGGUAUUUUCCUUUAAUACCACGAUUGCAAAGGAUUUUCAUGUCUUCGAAGACUGCAGUUGAUAUGGUUUGGCAUGCUACCAGUCGAACAAAUGAUGGCUGUUUGAGAUGCCCUGCCGAUGCUGAGGCAUGGAAAUCAUUUGAUGCAAGAUAUCCAGAUUUUGCCUCAGAACCACGAAAUGUUAGGCUUGGGCUUUCUUCAGAUGGAUUUAACCCAUUCAAAAUUUUAAGUACAUCUUAUAGUACUUGGCCAGUAGUUUUGAUUUCCUAUAAUUUGCCGCCAUGGAUUGGGAUGAAGCAACCUUCUUUCAUCUUAUCAAUGAUUAUUCCAGGCGACAAAGGUCCUGGAAAUGAUAUCGACAUCUACUUGCAACCUCUCAUUAAAGAGUUAAAGCAAUUGUGGGUUGGUGUUCAGACAUUUGAUGCAUCAAUGAAAAGGAAUUUUCAGUUGAGGGCUGCUUUAUUAUGGACUAUUAACAAUUUUCCAGCUUACGCAAAUUUAUCAGGUUGGAGUACCAAAGGAAAAUAUGCAUGUCCUUGUUGUGCGGCACAAACUUCUUCAAGAUGGUUAUCAAAUGGGAGAAAUUUUUGUUUCAUGGCACAUCGACGGUGGUUAGAAAAUGAUCAUCCAUUCCGAUUACAGAAACAUAUGUUUGAUGGCACAAUUGAGAUGCGUGGAGCUCCUUCAGCAAUUUCUGGAUCAAAUACUUUGUUACUAUUAAAAGAUUUGCAAUUUACAUAUGGGAAAGGGACGAAAUGUAAUUUGAAGAAAUCCAAAUCUACUUCUACAUCAGUGAAAAGACAACAUCAAGCGUCCAAUGUCGCCGUAGACAAUGAUGAAGAUGGGAUAGAGGAAGAUGAAUCACAUGCGGCAAUACUAUGGAAAAAGCGAUCCAUUUUCUUUGAAUUACCUUAUUGGGAGUAUAAUCUUUUGCGCCACAAUCUCAAUGUCAUGCUCAUCGAGAAAAAUAUUUGUGAAAAUAUUGUUGGAACAGUUCUUAAUGUGGAUGGGAAAUCAAAAGACAAUUUAAAAAGUAGACUAGAUUUGGUGGAAUUGGGCAUUCGUCGAGAGCUUCAUCCCGAAUAUCUUUCCAAUGGAAAUACAAGACUACCACCGGCAUCCUUUUCCAUGUCCAAUGUUGAAAAAGAUUUCUUUUGUCAUGUAUUAAGGAAUAUAAAAGUUCCAGAUGCAUACUCUUCAAAUGUUUCCAAAGCGGUGAAUGAGAAAGAACGAAAACUUCAAGGGUUAAAAUCUCAUGACUAUCAUAUAUUACUACAUGAUUUGCUCCCAAUUGCUUUGCGCUCAUCCAUGUCAAAACAAGUGACUCCCCGCCAUUACGGAACUUUCAAAUAUAUUCAAAAUCCUUUGUGGUUUUUGCUCAAAUUAAAAAAUUAUGUCCGAAAUAAGAGAUUUCCUGAAGGGUCUAUUGCAGAAGGAUAUUUGGCAGAAGAAUGUGUAACUUUUUGUUCGAGGUAUUUGGUUGAUGUUAAAACUGUAUUUGAUAAACCUGCGAGAAAUCUAAGACAAGUUCAUGAUGAGAGUAUUGCAAGUUGUUAUCUAUUCCAAAGUGGUGGAGAGCCAAUAGGGAAAAUUGAUGUGGUGGAGUUGGAUGAUAGAUCAUGGGCACAAGCACAUCGUUAUGUGCUAUUACAUCAUGAAGCUAUUGAACCAUUCCAAGAUGAGUAUAAAAACAUAUUGAGAUAUCAAAUGCGUGGUCGACGUUCAAUCGCACGGGAUGUUAAUAGGAAAUUUACUGAAACUUUCCAUGAAUGGUUAGGGCAAAAUAUUUCUAAUCGUAGUGAGGUGAUUGAAGACAUUAAAUUCCUUUCAAAAGGUCCAAACAGAAUUAUAAAAAGGUAUAAAGGGCUCAUCAUUAAUGGAUAUCGAUUUCAUACAAAAUCUCGGGAAAGAUGUAGGAGAACACAAAAUUCUGGAGUUCUUGUUACUUCUUCCACAAUGAGCUAUGCCAGUACGCGGGAUGCUAGUCCAUUAGAAGGAAAUGUCGACUAUUAUGGUAUAUUGACUGAUAUAAUUGAGUUGGAUUAUUUCAACAAGUUCAAGGUUGUGCUAUUUCGAUGUGAUUGGGCUGAUGUGACCAAUAGUAGGGGAAUCAAGAAUGAUAAAUAUGGGUUCACAAUGGUUAAUUUUUCUCGCACAAUUCACACGGGCGAACACAUUCUCGAUGAGCCAUAUGUGCUUUCAUCUCAAGUGAAGCAAGUUUUUUAUUCUGAAAACCCAAAAGAACCUGGUUGGUUCGUUGUGAUACGCAAUCUUGGACCUACAACUGAAUGUUUUCCUUCUAUUGAUGAGGGUAUUUUCAGUGCACAUGAUGCCGGCCAUUGGGCUCGUUAG